Molecule: messenger RNA, 4827 nt
Organism: Erinaceus europaeus (western European hedgehog)
Lineage: Eukaryota; Metazoa; Chordata; Mammalia; Eulipotyphla; Erinaceidae
Gene: TNN
Product: tenascin N
Exons: 21
Coding region: 244-4458 (1404 amino acids)
Molecular function (GO): protein binding
Source: RefSeq, a predicted model, not a curated record
AAUUCCUCAUCAUCUGGAGACAAAGUCCCUGUUGGGAAGAGAGGGAAACACCCCUGAGCUGCUGACUCCUCCUCUGACCUAGACAGGAUUUAAAUCCAGGGAGGGAAGCUCAGAGAGCAGGGACCAGUAGGAGGUCUGCAGCCAAGGAUCUCAACUGCAGCUGGGGUGACAGAAAAGUGGGAAGAGGUGGCAGCAGCCUCCAGAUCCAGACCUUCCCGAGAGUCUGUCUCUGUCUCUCAAAGAAUGGGUCUCCUGGAGAUGUGGGGUAUCCCCUUGGGGCUUGUGCUCAGCUCUGUGCUCUUAGUGGCGGCAGCCCCAGCCAUCUCUGAGUCUCUGGACUGCAGUGACAAGGAGCAUCAGGUCACCGUCAGCCACACCUACAAGAUUGAUGUGCCCAAGUCUGCAUUGGUGCAAGUAGAGGCUGACUCUCCACCCCUCAGUGACAAUGCAGACUCAGCUGUGGUCUCAGGAGAGGCUGGUGAGGAACAGAACAUCAUCUUCAGGCACAACAUCCGCCUACAGACGCCACAGAAGGGCUGCGAGCUGGCCGGCCUGGUCCGGGACCUCCUGGCUAGGGUGGAGAAGCUGGAGGAGGAGAUGGCAGGGGUGAAGGAGCAGUGCAGCCCCCAGCGCUGCUGCCAGGACUUGAGCUCUGGCUGCGAGCAACCCACCUGCCCUGGGGACUGCAGUGGGCAUGGCCAGUGUGUGGGUGGCGUGUGCCAUUGCCACCCUGACUUCAUCGCCGAGGACUGCAGUGAACGCCGCUGUCCCCAAGACUGCAGUGGCCAUGGCUUCUGUGACACGGGCGAGUGCUACUGUGAGGAUGGCUUCAGUGGCCCCGACUGCUCCAAGGUGGUGGCCCCUCAGGGUCUGCAGCUGCUCCGGAGCACAGAGGAUUCCCUGCUGGUGAGCUGGGAGCCAUCCAGCCAGGUAGACCACUACCUGCUCAGCUACCACCCACUGGGCCAGGAGCUGUUGGGAAAGCAGGUCCAAGUGCCCAAGGAGCAGCACAGCUACGAGAUCCCAGGCCUGCUGCCGGGCACCAAGUAUGUCGUCACCCUGAACAAUGUGAAGAAGGGGCUGUCCAGCAGCCCACAGCACCUACUUGCCUCCACCGAUCUGGCUGUGCUCGGCACUGCUUGGGUGACUGAUGAGACAGAGUACUCUCUAGACGUGGAGUGGGAGAACCCCCCCACACCGGUGGACUACUACAAGCUCCAGUAUGGCCCCUUGACGGGGCAAGAGGUGGCUGAGGUCACUGUGCCCAAGAGCAGUGACCCUAAGAGCCGCUAUGACAUCACUGGUCUACAGCCUGGGACAGAGUACAAGAUCACUGUGGUUCCUAUGAAAGGCGAGCAGGAGGGUAAGCCGAUCCUGCUGAAUGGCCGGACAGAAAUCGACAGUCCCACAAAUGUGGUGACAGACAGAGUGACUGAGGACACAGCAGUGGUGUCUUGGGAGCCAGUCCAGGCUGUCAUCGAUAAGUACAUAGUGCGCUACACUUCUGCUGACGGUGACACUAAGGACACAGCGGUGCCCAGAGACCAGCACAGCACAGUCUUGACAGGCCUGAAUCCAGGAGAGGCAUACAAAGUCCAUGUGUGGGCUGAGAGGGGCAGUCAGGAGAGCAAGAAGGCUGACACCAAUGCCCUGACAGACCUUGACAGCCCCAAGAAGCUGGUGGCUGAAAGAGUGACAGAGAGCUCGGCCACUGUGUCCUGGGAGCCUGUGCAGGCCACCAUCGACAGGUACAUGGUGCACUACACAUCUCCUGAUGGGAUAUCCAAGGAGGUCUCUGUGGACAAGGAGCAGACCAGCACUGUGCUGACGGGCCUGAGGCCGGGUGUGGAGUACACAGUGUACGUGUGGGCUGAGAAGGGGUCCAGGAGCAGCAAGAAGGCUGACACCAAGGCCCCCACAGAUAUUGACAGUCCCAAGAACCUGGUGACUGACAGGGUGACAGAGAGCUCGGCCACUGUGUCCUGGGAGCCUGUGCAGGCCACCAUCGACAGGUACAUGGUGCGCUACACAUCUCCUGAUGGGAUAUCCAAGGAGGUCUCUGUGGACAAGGAGCAGACCAGCACUGUGCUGACAGGCCUGAGGCCGGGUGUGGAGUACACGGUGUACGUGUGGGCUGAGAAGGGGUCCAGGAGCAGCCAGAAGGUUGACACCAAAGCCCCCACAGAUAUUGACAGUCCCAAGAACCUGGUGACUGACAGGGUGACAGAGAGCUCAGCCACUGUGUCCUGGGAGCCUGUGCAGGCCACCAUUGACAGGUACAUGGUGCGCUACACAUCUCCUGAUGGGAUAUCUAAGGAGGUCUCUGUGGACAAGGAGCAGACCAGCACUGUGCUGAUGGGCCUGAGGCCGGGUGUGGAGUACACAGUGUACGUGUGGGCUGAGAAGGGGUCCAAGAGCAGCAAGAUGGCUGACACCAAAGCCCCCACAGACAUUGACAGUCCCAAGAACCUGGUGACUGACAGGGUGACAGAGAGCUCGGCCAUUGUGUCCUGGGAGCCUGUGCAGGCCACCAUUGACAGGUACAUGGUGCGCUACACAUCUCCUGAUGGGAUAUCCAAGGAGGUCUCUGUGGACAAGGAACAGACCAGCACUGUGCUGACAGGCCUGAGGCCGGGUGUGGAGUACACGGUGUAUGUGUGGGCUGAGAAGGGGUCCAGGAGCAGCAAGAAGGCUGACACCAAAGCCCCCACAGAUAUUGACAGUCCCAAGAACCUGGUGACUGACAGAGUGACAGAGAGCUCGGCCACUGUGUCCUGGGAGCCUGUGCAGGCCACCAUUGACAGGUACAUGGUGCACUACACAUCUCCUGAUGGGAUAUCCAAGGAGGUCUCUGUGGACAAGGAACAGACCAGCACUGUGCUGACAGGCCUGAGGCCAGGUGUGGAGUACACGGUGUACGUGUGGGCUGAGAAGGGGUCCAGGAUCAGCCGGAAGGUUGACGCCAAGGCCCUCACAGAUCUUGACAGUCCCAAGAACCUGGUGACUGACAGGGUGACAGAGAGCUCGGCCACUGUGUCCUGGGAGCCUGUGCAGGCCACCAUCGACAGGUACAUGGUGCGCUACACAUCUCCUGAUGGGAUUUCCAAGGAUAUCUCUGUGGACAAGGAGCAGACCAGCACUGUGCUGAUGGGCCUGGUGCCGGGUGUGGAGUACACGGUGUACGUGUGGGCUGAGAAGGGGUCCAGGAGCAGCAAGAAGGCUGACACCAAGGCCCCCACAGAUAUUGACAGUCCCAAGAACCUGGUGACUGACAGAGUGACAGAGAGCUCGGCCACUGUGUCCUGGGAGCCUGUGCAGGCCACCAUUGACAGGUACAUGGUGCGCUACACAUCUCCUGAUGGGAUAUCUAAGGAGGUCUCUGUGGACAAGGAGCAGACCAGCACUGUGCUGACAGGCCUGAGGCCGGGUGUGGAGUACACGGUGUACGUGUGGGCUGAGAAGGGGUCCAGGAUCAGCCGGAAGGUUGACACCAAGGCCCUCACAGAAAUUGAUCCCCCCAAGAAUCUACGCGCAACUGCCAUGACCCAGUCUGGUGGGGUGCUGACCUGGGUACCCCCAUCUGCUCAGAUUGAUGGCUACAUUCUGACCUACAAGCUCCCAGAUGGCACUACCAAGGAAGUACAGCUUGGACAUGGGGAUCGGAGGUAUGAACUUCAAGGCCUGGAGCAGGGUGUCCCCUACCCUGUGUCUUUGGUGGCCUUCAGAGGAGAUCACCAGAGCAGAAGUGUCUCCACCACACUUUCCACAGUAGGUGCACGUUUCCCGCACCCCUCAGACUGCAGUCAAGUCCAGCAGAACGGUCUCAGUGCCAGUGGGCUGUACACCAUCUACCUGCACGGUGACCCCGGCCAGCCCCUGCAGGUGUACUGCGACAUGGACACAGAUGGAGGCGGCUGGAUCGUCUUCCAGAGGAGGAACACGGGCCAGCUGGAUUUCUUCAAGCGUUGGCGGACUUAUGUGGAAGGCUUUGGGGAUCCCACACAGGAGUUCUGGCUUGGACUGGACAAGCUGCACGACCUCACCACAGGCACUCCUACCCGGUAUGAGGUGAGGGUGGACCUGCAGACAGCCAAUGAGUCUGCCUAUGCUGUGUAUGAUUUCUUCCAAGUGGCCUCCAGCAAGGAGCGGUACAAGCUGUCGGUGGGGAAGUACAGAGGCACUGCUGGGGAUGCACUCACGUACCACAAUGGAUGGAAGUUCACUACUUUUGACAGAGACAAUGACAUUGCUCUCAGCAACUGUGCCCUGACUCAUCAUGGAGGCUGGUGGUAUAAGAACUGCCACUUGGCCAACCCCAAUGGCAGAUAUGGGGAGACUAAGCACAGUGAGGGAGUGAACUGGGAGCCCUGGAAAGGACAUGAAUUCUCCAUUCCAUAUGUGGAGCUGAAAAUUCGCCCCCAUGACUCUAGCAGAGACAGAAAGAAGCGGACACUAUGAGAAACGACAAGAACAUUCUGAUGUCCUGCUGGAGAAGUAGAUGCAGGAGCCAAGACCAGCCUGGUGAUGGGACUGUGUGACAUGGGAAGGGUGACUGGCUAGUGAGUGUUUGAGGAGCCUUCCAGCCCUUGGUUUCUGAGGUGGUUGGAAAAGCAGCAGGUCAGAGCAUGUCACAUUUCAAACUACAGACUCCCUCCUUAUCACCUGCAUUUUGUGAGUCCAUUUUGGGGAUUCUGAAAUUCUGCACAGUGGUAGUUACAAAGUGUGUGGGAGAAACACCAAUGAAGCUGCAGGGCCUUUCAGUCCCUUACCAGCAACAAAUAAGUGGGAUGGAUCUGGGGGAAAAAUAAAGAGCCAUUUUGCACUUCA